Orbicella faveolata is the source of this 2702-nucleotide messenger RNA. Its product is annotated as equilibrative nucleoside transporter 1-like. Lineage: Eukaryota; Metazoa; Cnidaria; Anthozoa; Scleractinia; Merulinidae. Gene Ontology annotation, molecular function: nucleoside transmembrane transporter activity. The record is from RefSeq and is a predicted model, not a curated record. Gene Ontology annotation, cellular component: plasma membrane. Gene Ontology annotation, biological process: nucleoside transmembrane transport.
UGAUAGUUUGUAGUAACGUUUUCUGUAGUUUGACUAGGAAAUAGGCAUGUGUUUCUUUUUCUUUGGAAAAAACGGUGGUAGAUCGUUUGUUUAACUGCAUUUAAAGAUUCUCCGACGCUUGCUCACGUCUCUAAGAGAGCUUUCGUGACGCUCACGUGAAUGAAAAUAGACACCGAUGAUGGCAGUCGGGCAAGACGUUGACCGAAACUUCUAGCCUCAGUCAUUUCCUUCGCAACUGCAGUCGACGUCUAGCGGAAGAUUUUCCAGCCAGUGGUAUUAAGAAGUUCUUCUCCUUAAGGCAAAUGGGACGAAAAGUCGUCAAGGAUCCGGAGUCGAAGGAAAGGCUUUUGGGCGAUCCUCGAUCCAUACAGAACGAACCGGUAGACAAGUUCCAUGUGGUGUAUCUCAUCAUGGUUAUUCAAGGAGUUGGGACUCUGCUGCCAUGGAACAUGUUUAUCACUGCUCAUGCAUAUUUUCAAGAAAAACUGAAGAAAGAUGAAGACCUGAAGCACAGCUUUGAAAAUUACUUCUCAGUGGCAGCUAUGGUUCCUAAUGUUCUUAUGUUCUUGCUAAACACUCUUUUUAAACACAAGGUUUCUCUUCAGGUCAGAAUGCUCACAUCAGUUUGUAUUAUGACGCUGUGCUUUGUAGUGACAACAGUCCUUGUCGUCAUUGAUACAUCAAAUUGGACAACAGAUUUCUUUUAUAUCACCAUUGGAACAAUUGUCCUAAUUAACAUGACCAGUGCAGUCUAUCAGGGUGGACUGUUUGGCGUGUGUGGAAUGAUGCCGCAAAGAUACACUGGAGCUGUUAUGACUGGCCAGGGUGUUGGGGGCGCAUUUGCAGCUUUGGCAAGUAUUUUCUCUCUUCUAGGAGGAAAGGAUGCCAUAAGCAGUGGUUUUGGUUACUUCAUGUCGGCAGUUAUUGUGUUAACUUUCUGUCUUGUGACAUACAUCUUGCUGCAUAGGAUGAAAUUUGCCAGACAUUACAUUUCACCACAUGACCAAAGAAGUGAGAUAAAAUUUCCAAGUAUUCAAGCCGAUCAGAUUGAGAGACUAGCAAACUGGCAAAUACCACCAACAAGGAAAUCAGGAGGCUACAAACACUCCACAUUAAGUUUGGAUCAAGAAAAACUUCUUGCUGUCAGUGGACAUCCAAAAGAUGUGGAAAUAGUCAGAAGUGACAAGCCACCAUUUUUGUUGAUCUUUAGACAGAUUUUCAAGCUUGGUUCAUCAGUGGCCUUUGUGUUCUUUGUAACAUUAGCAGCAUUUCCUUCCCUGACAUCAAGAAUAAGAUCUGUCAAUGAUGGCGACAAAACAGUUUGGACAAGUACCUAUUUUGUGCCAGUUACCUGCUUUCUAUUGUUCAAUGUUGGUGACUUCUGUGGCAGACUGGCAGCAUCUUUUGUACAGUGGCCUGGUAAAGAUGGUGUGCUUCUUCCGCUCCUCUGCUUCUUGAGAGUUGUAUUUCUUCCUUUGUUUGCAUUUUGUAAUGCACAGCCAAGAGAGCAUUCUUCAGUAUUUUUUCAUGAAGAUUACUUCCCCAUUCUGUUCAUGGUGCUGUUUGCCAUCUCAAAUGGUUAUUUGGGAAGCUUGUGCAUGAUGUACGGACCAUCCACAGUGGAGCCAAAACAUGCAGAGACAGCAGGCACUAUGAUGGCCUUCAUGUUGAUCAUUGGCUUAGGAAUGGGAGCAGGAUUUUCAUUUGUUAUCACCAUGUUUCUCUAACAGGACUUUCAAACUGCUCACUAAUCACUUCUUCCUGGAGUCCUGUGUCUAGCACCUUAGGGAGGCUAAGCUGGGGUGUACACUUAGAAGCAGUUCUGCAGCAGUGAUUGCAAUGGAAUUUACAGAAACUUCUGGGCUUGCUUCCCCGUGUGGAUCACAGAGUUAUUCAUAUGUGUUCUGAAAUCAGCUGUAGUGUGAAUUGGUUGACAGUAUAAGCUGCAGUUUUAUCCAGUUGAUUCACAAGUUGGUGGUGUGAGGACCACUCAGUGCAAUUGAAACCUGGAAAUAAACGUUAAAGUUAAUGAAAACGAACAUUGUUAAUAACAGCCAAAACAAUUAUAUAAAAUUUUCAGAUCAUCAUGGUUUGAUGCCAAAAACGUACAGUCAAACCUCUUAAACAUAGACACACGGGUUUCAUCAACAUUUUCAGCAAGAGGGCAACUGGUUUUCACAGGUGGGAAAAACUUUUUGAACUGAACUUCUUAAUAAGAAAAACUUUCCUUUGGAGGGUCAAACCAGACAGACAAAAUCAUCCUCACAGCCGGCCAAUUUGCACAGUGCCCGGCCCUUAAUGAAACCCUUGGUCUAAGAGACACCAAAUGACCCGAGGUGGAACAUUUGUCUUCUGGAGGUAUGCAUAUUUUAGAGGACUUACCGUAAUAUGAAUUCUAGUUUCUCUGGGACAGCAUGAACUGUCGGUGUAUAGAGGUGUCUGUAUAAUAACUGUCUGCAAAGAGAGGUUUGACUGUAAUGCUUAAAAAUAAGCAAUAUAUUUAUGAAAGAAGGUUGAAUCCCUAAUUUACUUUAGUGUCAGAAGCGUCUUCCACAUUGGAAGACUUAUUUUGUGGGUUAGAGGUUAUAGCAUUGGUAUGGUGUCAGUGUGAUGUUUGGUAAAAUGCUGAAAUUUUAAGAAAGCUUAAAGACUUCAAUAUUUAAGAAAUAGAAUAAACAUGUACUGGGUUUCUAUCAAGUUAU